AGCGGCCGCGGCGGUAGAGGCGGCGGAGACGGUUUCUCCAUCUUCCCCCCCUCCCCUUCCCCCCUUGGAGUUUCCCUCCCUCCCUCCCUCCCUCCUUCCCAGUCUGGGCACUGGGGCCUGUGACCGCUUCGUUAGCGGAGAGGAGGCUGCCAGUCCGCUUUGGCGGGCCUGUGCCCCGCGCGUUUCUCGGGGCCUCCGUGCUGAGCCUGAGGCUCAUGCUGAGAGGGACACGCAGUGAGAGCGGCCGAAGCAGCUUUGCGGUUUUGUAGUGCAUCCCUGAGCAUGAGUGCAGAAUGAAGCGACGUUUGGAUGACCAGGAGUCACCGGUGUAUGCGGCCCAGCAGCGUCGGAUCCCUGGUAGCACAGAGGCUUUUCCUCACCAGCACCGGGUGCUUGCCCCUGCCCCUCCUGUGUAUGAAGCGGUGUCUGAGACCAUGCAGUCAGCCACAGGAAUUCAGUACUCUGUGACACCCAGUUACCAGGUUUCAGCCGUUCCACAGAGCUCCGGCAGUCAUGGGCCCACCAUAGCAGCAGUUCAUAGCAGCCAUCAUCACCCAACAGCUGUGCAGCCCCAUGGAGGCCAGGUGGUCCAGAGUCAUGCUCAUCCAGCUCCACCAGUUGCACCAGUGCAGGGACAGCAGCAGUUUCAGAGGCUCAAGGUGGAGGAUGCACUAUCCUAUCUUGACCAAGUGAAGCUGCAAUUCGGUAGUCAGCCUCAGGUCUACAAUGAUUUCCUUGACAUCAUGAAGGAAUUUAAAUCUCAGAGCAUCGACACUCCAGGAGUGAUUAGUCGUGUGUCCCAGCUGUUCAAAGGCCACCCUGACUUGAUCAUGGGCUUCAAUACCUUCUUGCCCCCUGGCUACAAGAUUGAGGUGCAAACCAAUGACAUGGUGAAUGUGACAACUCCUGGCCAGGUUCAUCAGAUUCCAACCCAUGGCAUCCAGCCCCAGCCUCAACCACCACCCCAACAUCCUUCCCAGCCUUCAGCCCAGUCAGCCCCAGCUCCCGCCCAGCCAGCUCCUCAGCCCCCACCUGCCAAAGUCAGCAAGCCUUCUCAACUACAAGCACAUACUCCAGCCAGUCAGCAGACUCCCCCACUCCCACCAUAUGCAUCCCCACGUUCUCCACCUGUCCAGCCUCAUACACCAGUGACAAUCUCGUUGGGAACAGCCCCGCCCUUGCAGAACAAUCAACCUGUGGAGUUUAACCAUGCCAUCAACUAUGUCAAUAAGAUCAAGAACAGGUUCCAGGGCCAACCAGACAUCUACAAAGCGUUCCUGGAGAUUUUGCACACAUAUCAGAAAGAGCAGCGGAAUGCCAAGGAAGCUGGAGGAAACUACACUCCAGCAUUGACUGAGCAGGAGGUGUAUGCCCAGGUGGCUCGUCUUUUUAAAAAUCAGGAAGAUCUGUUGUCAGAGUUUGGACAGUUCCUACCAGAUGCCAACAGCUCUGUGCUUUUAAGUAAAACAACUGCUGAGAAGGUCGAUUCUGUGAGAAAUGACCAUGGAGGCACUGUGAAGAAACCUCAACUGAACAACAAGCCACAGAGGCCCAGCCAGAAUGGCUGCCAGAUCCGCAGGCACUCUGGAACGGGAGCCACCCCUCCAGUGAAGAAGAAACCCAAACUGCUCAGCCUCAAGGAUUCUUCUAUGGCAGAUGCCAGCAAACAUGGUGUAGGAACAGAAUCAUUAUUUUUUGAUAAGGUCCGAAAGGCUCUGCGGAGUGCAGAGGCCUAUGAAAAUUUCCUGCGCUGUCUUGUUAUCUUUAACCAGGAGGUGAUCUCUCGGGCGGAGCUUGUGCAGUUAGUCUCUCCGUUCCUGGGGAAAUUCCCAGAAUUGUUUAACUGGUUUAAAAACUUUCUGGGCUAUAAGGAGUCUGUACAUCUGGAAACCUUUCCAAAGGAACGAGCCACAGAGGGCAUUGCCAUGGAGAUAGAUUAUGCCUCUUGUAAACGGUUGGGCUCCAGCUAUCGAGCCCUGCCGAAGAGUUACCAGCAGCCCAAGUGUACAGGACGGACUCCUCUCUGUAAAGAGGUUUUAAAUGAUACCUGGGUUUCCUUCCCCUCCUGGUCUGAGGACUCCACCUUUGUUAGUUCCAAGAAAACUCAGUAUGAAGAACAUAUCUAUCGUUGUGAAGAUGAACGUUUUGAGCUUGAUGUAGUUUUAGAGACCAAUCUGGCAACAAUCCGGGUUCUGGAAGCAAUACAGAAGAAGCUUUCCCGCUUGUCUGCUGAGGAACAAGCCAAAUUUCGCUUGGACAACACCCUCGGGGGCACAUCAGAAGUCAUCCAUCGAAAAGCCCUCCAAAGGAUAUAUGCUGAUAAAGCAGCUGACAUCAUUGAUGGUCUGAGGAAGAACCCCUCCAUUGCCGUCCCAAUUGUCCUUAAAAGGUUGAAGAUGAAAGAGGAAGAAUGGCGAGAAGCUCAGAGAGGCUUUAACAAGGUGUGGAGAGAGCAAAAUGAGAAGUACUACUUGAAAUCUCUGGACCACCAGGGCAUCAACUUUAAACAAAAUGACACCAAGGUCCUGAGGUCUAAGAGCUUACUCAACGAGAUUGAGAGUAUCUAUGAUGAGAGGCAAGAGCAGGCUACGGAAGAAAAUGCUGGUGUACCUGUUGGCCCACACCUCUCACUUGCCUACGAAGACAAACAGAUUCUGGAAGAUGCUGCUGCUCUGAUUAUCCACCAUGUGAAGAGGCAGACAGGCAUUCAGAAGGAGGACAAAUAUAAAAUCAAGCAAAUCAUGCAUCAUUUUAUUCCAGAUCUGCUCUUUGCUCAGAGAGGUGAUCUCUCGGAUGUAGAGGAAGAGGAAGAAGAAGAGAUGGAUGUAGAUGAAGCCACAGGGGCGGCUAAGAAGCACAAUGGUGUUGGGGGCAGUCCCCCUAAGUCCAAGCUACUGUUCAGUAACACAGCAGCUCAGAAGUUAAGAGGGAUGGAUGAAGUAUACAACCUCUUCUAUGUUAAUAGUAACUGGUAUAUCUUUAUGCGACUGCACCAGAUACUCUGCUUGAGGCUGCUGCGGAUUUGUUCCCAAGCUGAACGGCAAAUUGAAGAAGAAAACCGAGAGAGAGAGUGGGAACGGGAAGUGUUGGGCAUAAAGCGAGACAAGAGUGACAGCCCCGCCAUCCAGCUACGUCUCAAAGAACCUAUGGACGUUGAUGUAGAAGAUUAUUACCCAGCUUUCCUGGAUAUGGUGCGGAGCCUGCUGGAUGGCAACAUAGACUCUUCACAAUAUGAAGAUUCGCUAAGAGAGAUGUUUACCAUUCAUGCCUACAUUGCCUUUACCAUGGACAAACUCAUCCAGAGCAUUGUCAGACAGCUGCAGCACAUCGUGAGUGAUGAGAUCUGUGUACAAGUGACUGACCUGUACCUGGCGGAAAACAAUAAUGGGGCCACUGGAGGCCAGCUGAACACGCAGACCUCAAGGAGCCUCCUGGAGUCAACAUAUCAGCGGAAGGCUGAGCAGCUCAUGUCAGAUGAGAAUUGCUUUAAGCUUAUGUUCAUUCAGAGCCAAGGCCAGGUUCAGCUGACCAUCGAGCUUUUGGACACGGAAGAGGAGAACUCGGAUGACCCUGUAGAAGCAGAGCGCUGGUCAGACUAUGUGGAGCGAUACAUGAAUUCUGAUACUACCUCUCCUGAGCUUCGUGAGCACCUGGCACGGAAACCAGUGUUUCUCCCACGGAAUCUGCGGCGGAUCCGGAAGUGUCAGCGUGGUCGAGAACAGCAGGAAAAGGAAGGGAAGGAAGGGAACAGCAAGAAGACCAUGGAGAAUGCGGAUAGCCUGGAUAAGCUGGAGUGUAGAUUCAAGCUGAAUUCCUAUAAGAUGGUGUAUGUGAUCAAGUCAGAGGACUACAUGUAUCGGAGGACCGCCUUACUCCGGGCUCAUCAGUCCCAUGAGCGGGUAAGCAAGCGGCUACAUCAGAGGUUCCAGGCCUGGGUAGAUAAAUGGACCAAGGAGCAUGUGCCCCGUGAAAUGGCAGCGGAGACCAGCAAGUGGCUCAUGGGUGAGGGGCUGGAGGGCCUGGUGCCCUGCACCACCACCUGUGACACAGAGACCCUGCACUUUGUGAGCAUUAACAAGUACCGUGUCAAAUACGGCACAGUGUUCAAAGCCCCUUAACUGCAGAGCCAGAGCAGAUAACUUGAGGGGUGUGUGUGUGUUGGAGGGGCACGUGUACUCGCACACACUGAAGAAACAAGGAAGAUGCCUUUCAAGCCUCACUGGGCCUCUCUGGGACAUGGCCACCUGAUCUGUGUGUGGCUGGUGCAACCUGGCACCAAGUGGGCUACAUAUAAGGAACGUGGAUACCUUACAAAGCCAGAGCUGGAACUUCUCCCAGGGGUUUUGGGCAUUACCCUGCCCUGGAGGGGAAGAAAUACAUGCAAGCACAGGGACAUGCAGCUUGCUUGCACACACCAGCAGAGCUAAGACUGCAGCCUUCUGGGACCUGACCUUCAGUGAGGGAACCGGAUGCUGUUCACACCUUGAUUGGAUGGGCGAGCAUUCACUGACAGACUGGGGAAGGACUCAAUGCUUAGAUGGAUUGUAACUCUGAUGGUCACUGCUCCUUUCCUCUUCCCCCCCAAAAAGGAAAAAAAAAACUGGAUUGGAUCUUUUUUUCCUGGUCACUUGAGCACAUCUAGAUCACCCAUUAGAUUUUCUCUGGGACCUGCAGUUUGGCUUUGGGAUUGAUCAUCUUGUGGAUUUGAUUCCUGACGAAUCCCUUGCUGCCCACCCGUUAUUCUCUCCUCUGGUUCUCAACCUCAACAAAUUCAAAUCAGUCAUCCUUUUUAGCUCCCGUGGAACUGUUUUGUACCUGCUUCUUUACUAGUCUACCCUAGUGCCAUCCACCAGCUUUACUCACACACAAACACACACACACAGUUUUAACUUGGUUUUUCUUUUUUUUUUUUUGUAAAUAAUGUACAUACUGUCAAUUUUUUAUUAAAAGAAAUAUGCUUUGAUGUGCUAGCAUAACUGCUCUAGCUUCUUGUGUACCAUAGUUCUAUGUGGCUUCAGAUUUAGUACCUAUGAACAGAUGUACAAGACAUUUAUUACACUUUUUACCAAAGGGAGUUACCGUUGUAGUACUUUUGUGUAAAACUUGUCUUCCCCUUGCCCCAACUUUUUUUUUUUUUUUUUUUUUU
This is a messenger RNA of Mesoplodon densirostris (Blainville's beaked whale), 5146 nucleotides long. RefSeq names its product SIN3 transcription regulator family member A (gene SIN3A). NCBI's taxonomy places the organism in Eukaryota, Metazoa, Chordata, Mammalia, Artiodactyla, Ziphiidae. Gene Ontology annotation, cellular component: chromatin. Gene Ontology annotation, biological process: negative regulation of transcription by RNA polymerase II. The coding region runs from base 294 to 4118 and encodes 1274 amino acids. The transcript is spliced from 21 exons. Gene Ontology annotation, molecular function: transcription corepressor activity. The record is from RefSeq and is a predicted model, not a curated record.